UUUUUCCGGAAAUUGCCGAAGCUGCCCGGAGACUGCUCCUCGCAGCAAAAGAGAUAUAAUUAGCCAAAGGCCCCCUUUUCCCCACCUGUGGUGCAGGCAGGGACCAGUGGGGCAAACCCGGAGCGCGGUGAGUGCGCGCCCCCGAGAUCUCCUUUGUUGGCGGGCUGGUCCCUUUGCCUUGGGCCGCCAGGGAGGAAGUGAUAAGUGGCCGAAUUUUGGCGCCAGCACCGAGACGCCGCCAGCCGGGCCCAAGAUCGAGCGAGAAGGGCAGACCCCCCGGUAGCCAGCUCCGCGCACAGCGGCCCCGCAACAAAGGUAAAAGCUCUGCAAGUCUGCAAUAAAAAUGGCCUCCAAUAAAACUACAUUGGUUUCUAACCAGGAGUCUGAAGUUGGUGGCAUUUGGGAAGGACUAAUUAGGAAAAGGAUCCUCAAGGAUUAUCACAAAAUGGGAAAGAAACAGAAUGGCAAAGGUAAAAAAGUUGAAGAAGCAGAGCCUGAAGAAUUUGUUGUGGAGAAAGUCCUGGACAGACGUGUAGUGAAUGGGAAGGUUGAAUACUUCUUGAAAUGGAAAGGAUUUACAGAUGCUGACAACACAUGGGAGCCCGAAGAAAACUUAGAUUGUCCAGAGUUAAUCGAAGCCUUUCUGAACUCCCAGAAAGCUGGUAAAGAAAAAACAGAUGGUGGGAAAAGAAAAUCUUUAUCAGAUAGUGAAUCUGAUGACAGUAAAUCAAAGAAAAAGAGGGAUUCUGUUGAUAAACCAAGGGGGUUUGCAAGAGGUCUUGAUCCUGAGCGGAUAAUUGGAGCCACAGAUAGCAGCGGAGAACUUAUGUUUCUCAUGAAAUGGAAAGACUCGGAUGAGGCAGACUUGGUGCUGGCCAAAGAAGCUAACAUGAAAUGUCCUCAGAUUGUAAUUGCUUUUUAUGAAGAGCGACUAACUUGGCAUUCGUGUCCGGAAGAUGAAGCACAAUAAUCAUUUGCAUUGCUUUUUUUAUAUAUAUAUGAAUAUGAAAACCUGGAUUUUGAUUUUAUUCUUUGAUUUAUUAGCAAUGUGAGGAAAACCUCUACAUUCUAAUGAGAAUUGAGUUUGAUAUGUUUGUUUUUUGAAGUAGUGUGUUUUGCAUCAACAGCAAGUAAAUAAAGGCUUUCUGCAACUUGCUUCAUUAAUGACAGGACAGCAUUUGAUACUAUUUCCUCCAUAUUAGGUAAAGGCUUUUAUAAACCUUCAUGAUCCUCCAUAGUUAUUACUGAAUCAUAACAAAUGUUUAAACAAACUCACAGAUGUUUUAUAGUCUUCUAUGCUAUUGAUGUGCAUGUAUCUUCUUUACCCCAACCUAGCCCCAUAACAUGUAGAACCAUUCUUUUUAGUAUUUGAGGUAAUGUAGUCCCAAAGAGGCCAGGUAAGAACUAACUUUGUAGUAAAUUGAAUGUUAUCAUACUGUAUAUUGUUUACUUUAUUGUAAAUACUGGUGAACAGUGGUCAAUAAAAUAGUUUUAUAUUCUUCCUUUA
This is a messenger RNA of Chrysemys picta bellii (western painted turtle), 1507 nucleotides long. RefSeq names its product chromobox 3 (gene CBX3). Gene Ontology annotation, biological process: chromatin organization; negative regulation of transcription by RNA polymerase II. NCBI's taxonomy places the organism in Eukaryota, Metazoa, Chordata, Testudines, Emydidae. The record is from RefSeq and is a predicted model, not a curated record. Gene Ontology annotation, molecular function: chromatin binding. Gene Ontology annotation, cellular component: nucleus; pericentric heterochromatin.